This is a messenger RNA of Nicotiana attenuata, 1454 nucleotides long. RefSeq names its product 50S ribosomal protein HLP, mitochondrial-like. Gene Ontology annotation, molecular function: large ribosomal subunit rRNA binding; structural constituent of ribosome. The coding region runs from base 798 to 1238 and encodes 146 amino acids. NCBI's taxonomy places the organism in Eukaryota, Viridiplantae, Streptophyta, Magnoliopsida, Solanales, Solanaceae. The record is from RefSeq and is a predicted model, not a curated record. Gene Ontology annotation, cellular component: ribosome; mitochondrial large ribosomal subunit. Gene Ontology annotation, biological process: translation. The transcript has 4 exons.
CAAGAAAAACCAUAAACCCUAGUAAACUAGACGCACCAGAGGUUCAUUUUUCUCCAGUUCUCAGCCAAAACGAAGCAUCAACCAUUGACAAUAUCAGAUCCUCAUUUCUCAGUUCAUCUUUCUACUAUUCUUUAUACCUGUAACUAUAAAGUUUUCACACUUGGCACAUCAGUCUAUCAACUUUGAAAAUUAAUAGUCUUUCAAGAAAAGAUCCUAAUUUAUAGCUAAACGAUUCAAUCUUAAAUUAUGCUUUGGAUUAAGUAUGCAUUUUUUUUUUUCAAAUCUGGGUUUUAGUUAUAUUAAUGGGUACUGCGAAUUGGUGAUUUGUUUUGUACUUUUUGAGCUAAAAUGUUAAAUCUUUUAUAUUUGCUCUGGACUAACUUUGUUGUUGUUGAUUUUUGGUUGAUUCUCUGGGCUUAGUCAUACUAAUGUGUACUGUAAAUUGGUGAAAACUUGUUCUUUUUCUAACUCCAGUUGCUAACUGAUUCAUUUACAUGAAAAUUCUGUAAUGCGAGUUUUGAUUCUCUGCUUCUUUAAUCAGGAGUGACUUGUUUUUGUAGUUUUUUGAAUUAGGGAUGUCGUAGUGAACAAUGAGGUGCUUUCUGUGGCUUCUUUCCAGAGGCGGAUCUAGCAUUUCUAAAACAUGGGUGCACCGCCGAAAAAAGGAACAAAAAAAAGUAUUAAAAUCUUCUCCAGCGAUGGCUGCAUCUUCUUCUCGGUUGGUUCGUGUAGUGGGCCGUUAAUUGUUCAGUGGCCUCUGCAACAAUCCUGAUGGUUUAGUAAGAUCAACACACGAGAUGACGUGCAGUCAUUUGUUACAGCAACAAAGGACCUUCAUACAGAUGAGGACGAAUCUGAAAGUGGUAGACAAUUCAGGUGCAAAGAGAGUGAUGUGCAUCCAAGCACUGAAGGGCAAGAAAGGAGCAAGAUUAGGAGAUACAAUAGUUUGCUCAGUGAAGGAAGCUCAGCCAGGAGGGAAAGUGAAGAAAGGAGAUGUUCAUUAUGGUGUUGUCGUUCGUGCUGCUAUGCCAAGGGGCCGCUGUGAUGGGAGCAAAGUAAAGUUUGACGACAAUGCUGUGGUGCUUAUCAACAAGCAUGGUGAACCGAUUGGAACCAGAGUUUUUGGUCCAGUGCCCCAUGAGUUGAGGAAAAAGAAGCAUGUCAAGAUUCUUAGUCUUGCCGAGCAUAUCGCUCUCAGGGUAGUUCUACUGGUGAUUAUUCUGUCACUUGGAAGCUGAGUGUCGCGUUUACUGUAUUUGUGGGAACCUACCUUGUUCACAAGCUGCAAAAGAUGCUUCUUUUAUAACCAUAAACAUUUUUGACUUGUACAUAUAAAUGUGGGCGCGCAAGGCACUGUGCUGUCUCUUUUCCUUUCCCCAAUUUUGGUCUGGAGUAUGAUCUGCAUCCAGUGCUCAAGGCACAGAAUCCAUAAACCGACUUGAAAUAGAGACAUC